Messenger RNA from Erigeron canadensis, 3080 nucleotides. RefSeq lists its product as uncharacterized. The transcript has a single exon. The coding region runs from base 1 to 2958 and encodes 985 amino acids. Gene Ontology annotation, molecular function: ATP hydrolysis activity; ADP binding. Gene Ontology annotation, biological process: recombinational repair; signal transduction. The record is from RefSeq and is a predicted model, not a curated record. NCBI's taxonomy places the organism in Eukaryota, Viridiplantae, Streptophyta, Magnoliopsida, Asterales, Asteraceae.
AUGAAUCAAGAAACUGCACCAUCUGCAGCCACCAAAAACCUUACAAUAAAAAUAUCAAAUUUAAAUCAAAAACCAAGAAAAGAAAUCUUGACAAACAUUGUUCAAGCAACAUCACCAUAUAACUCACCAUCUUUAAUCUCACCACCAUCUUCUGCCUUUGUAUCUGCACUGCAAUCCCCUUAUAUAUCUCCUAGAGCUACUCGAGAUGACCCGAAUCACCUGCAAGAACACGAAACAGCCACUAAUAGUACUACUACUGGUGCCACUACUCCAACUACAUUCACUCACCCAUCCACCCCUGUUUCGUAUUGUGGUUCGGGCAAUGAUGAUAUUCCAAGUACUUCCUACACUCCCCCUUCAGAAAGGUACGAUUUUUCGGAUGAAACGAAGCUCAAAAUCGUCAACUGUGUCCCGGUAACUUCUUCUGAUGCUAGUACUAAUACUAAUAAUGUAACUGCACCUAGGAUUUCAUUUUCAUUUCCUGUUCCAAGGGUUUCAUUCCAAAAAGGGUCUUUUUCGCCUGCAAAUGCAAAAUUAAGAAGUUGUGAUGUUUAUAUUGGAUACCAUGGGCAAAACCCGAACUUGAUUAGGUUCUGCAAAUGGCUUAAGUCAGAGUUGGAGUUACAGGGAAUUGCUUGUUUUAUUGCCGACAGAGCAAAAUAUUCGGAUUCGCAGAGUCAUGAAAUUGCGGAUAGAGUUAUUUGUUCAGCCACAUUUGGGGUUGUAGUGGUUACUAAAGAGAGUGUGUCAAGUUAUUUAAGUCUAGAAGAGAUUAGAUUCUUUGCUCAAAAGAAGAAUUUGAUCCCGUUGUUCUUUGAUACCGAUUCAAAUGAAGUUGCAAAUCUUUUAGCUCAAAAUGCAGACAGUAAAGAAUGUAAAGAGGUGAUAGACGGGUUGAUGAAGGCACACGACUUUAAACAUGAAGCAAACGAGGGUAAUUGGCGGUUAUGUGUGUCAAAGACAGCUGGGAUAUUGAAGGGAAGGCUUGGGAGAAUGAGUGUGGCUGAAAGGGAAAUAGAUAAUAUCGAUGAAAUCCCUUAUCCUAAGAACAAGUUGUUUGUGGGACGAGAAAAGGAGUUGGCGGAGAUUGAAAUGGCAUUUUUUGGAUGCGCGGAUGUUGAAAAUGAAAGUAAUGUUAAUGUUAGUAAAGGAGGAACACCGGGAACGUCAGAAGGACUUGCAGACGAAGAAAGUGAAGUUGAUAGAAGUAGAAAUGGGAAGUUUAUAAGUUUAGAAGUUGGAAAGUGUAAAGAACCGAAGCUUGAAGCUUGGGUUGAGCCGGUUAUUGGAAGAAACUCGCUAAAAAGGCCUAAAUACAAGAAAACAAAGAGUGGGAAGUACAAAAGUUUUGUAAGUGGCAUUGUGUGCAUCAAUGGAGAUCCAGGAAUUGGAAAAACUGAGUUGGCGUUAGAAUUUGCUCAUAGAUAUUCUCAUAGAUACAAGAUGGUGUUAUGGGUUGGUGGGGAAGCUCGGUAUUUCAGACAAAACAUACUGAAUUUGUCAUUGAGUCUAGGGUUAGAUGUAAGCGCCGAUGAAGAAAAAGAAAGAGGGAGGAUCAGAAGCUUUGAUGAGCAAGAAACAGAAGCUUUCAAGAGGGUAAAACGGGAAGUAUUUCGUGAUAUGCCAUAUCUACUGAUCAUUGAUAAUCUUGAAACAGAAAAAGAUUGGUGGGAAGGGAAAGAUUUACAUGAUUUGAUACCAAGAAACACAGGUGGUUCACAUGUUAUUAUAACAACUAGGCUCCCAAGAGUAAUGAGCUUUGAUCCAAUGGAACUUCAGCCACUGACACUGAAAGAUGCAUUCUUUAUAAUGAAAGGAAGACGAAAGAAAGAAUAUCCUGCUCAAGAAAUUGAAAUUCUUGGAAAGUUUAGUGAGAAACUGAGAAGAUCGAGUUUUGGGUUGUCAGUGAUCGGAUCAUUACUUUCUGAACUUGCAAUCACACCCUCCACCCUCUUUGAAGCCAUUGAUCAUAUCCGUUUAGAUGAACCCGUGUCUCAUUUUGAUGAAGUAUUUUGGGGAAGCAAUAAGUUUCUACUCAAAGUCUUGAUCUUUUGCAUUACUAUUUUGCAUGAAGCUAACGAGACUAGAAACGUUCUUGCCUCAAAGAUGGUUAUGGUUGGAGCCUGGUUUGCUCCAUUACCCGUGUCAGCAAGUUUACUAGCAGCGGCUGCAACCAGCAUAAGUGGUUCAAACAACCGGUUAAAGAAAUGGGCCAAGUGUGCAAACAUGGCUUUCUUUUGUUGUUCGGGGUUUCUAGAGAACCAAACUUCAAAGAGUGAAGAAGAUUCUGCUCUUGUGUUAGUCAAAUUAGGGCUUGCCAGACGAGCAAAUAGACAUCCCGGAUGCCACAUUUUGUUUCACACCAUAACUCAAAGUUUCGCAAAACUUAAAGGGGGUUUACUCCCAGCAAAAGCAACGAUCCAUGGCAUAAGGAAAACAGGAAACCCUGUUUUAAAUGCAGACCAUCUUUGGGCUUCUGCUUUUCUUGUAUUUGGGUUCAAAUCCGAGCCACCAUUAGUCCAACUAAAAGCCAACGACAUGGUUUUCUUCAUCAAGAAAACAGCUCUCCCUUUAGCAAUAAGGGCGUUUACUACAUUUUCAAGGUGCAACUCAUCCUUGGAGCUACUAAAAGUCUGCACAAAUGUUCUUGAAGAAGUGGAAAAAUCGUUUGUGUCACAGAUUCAAGAUUGGUGCCACGGAUCACUUUGUUGGAAGAAAAAGAUGAACUCACACCAGAGAAUCGACGAAUAUGUAUGGCAAGACGUGACACUUUUGAAGGCUACUUUAUUAGAGACAAGAGCGAAAUUGUUGUUAAGAGGUGGACAUUUUGACAACGGUGAAGAGCUGUGUCGGACGUGUAUUAGUAUCAGAACAGUGAUGCUUGGCCAUAAUCAUUCACAAACUUUGGCUGCUCAAGAAACCUUAGCAAAAUUAGUUAGAAUGAGGAGUAAGAUAUAGAAUUUAGAUUAAUUAGCUUUGAUUUGAUAGAUUUAGUCAGUAGAUUUACUAAUCAGUUUUCUCACAACAUUAACUUAUCAUGUUGUUUUGAGUUUUAAAAGUGUUAAUUGUACUCAAUUUUC